AUGGGCUGCAUCUCUUCGCAAAGCCAAGAACCCAAUCUGACGGCCCUUGCAAAGCAAUUCCCCGUCAAGUUGCCGCCCAUCCCUGGGGACAUCCUCCUGUGUGGGGAUCUGUCGAAAGCAGCAGUGGAGCAGAUCGCCAGCCAGACGAGAGGAUGGCUGUACUUGAAUCCAGCAACAGACCCCCACUUCUUUCCGGAGACCAUUUCCUCUUGGGGCGCCGAAUUGCAGCACGUCCCUUUCAAUCCUGCUGGGGUGCUACAGGCCCGUUCGGUGGAACUCUUGGUGGGAGCCAUCGGUCGUAUGCCUCGGCCUUUGGCGAUACAGUGCAGCAAUCGGACUCGAUCCUCUGCGGCAUUUCUGCUGUGGCUUGCGGAUCUCAACGGCUACCGCCGCGCCUCAGUUGAUCAGCUGGUCAGUGACCUAUUCCUGGACGUGGCGUUUGAUACCAAGCAGUGGUUGGAAUGUCAGCUGCCAGCUGUUGGUUCGGCUGAGCCGCUGACGGCGCGGAGCCCGGAAGUAAGGCAACUCUUUGACCCGGAGCUGUCGAGUUUCAUGUACUUAGUGCACUGCCCUGAUAGCAAAGAGGCGGUGGUCAUCGAUCGGCUGCAUGAGCUGAUUCGACCCACUCUGACACUCCUCGCAGAGCUGGGUCUUCAACUGAAAUAUGUGCUGUUCACGGAUCCAUUGAAGAGCUCCGAUGUCGACGCUGCCAGCCUCCGAGAGGUUUAUCCGAAGCUUCAAACCAUCUUGCCCCAGGGCUGUGAAGCGAAGGCAGACCUCUACUGCAAUCACAGCGAUAGCAUUGGAUUCGGCAGUUUGUUCUUAGAGGUGCGUAGCACGCCGGGCUAUACUCCCGAAUCGGUGACUUAUGUCCUCAAGACCCAUAGCUGCCGCUGGGCCUUCACGGGCUAUGCGCUGCUGGUGCGGGGCUGCGGGCGUCGCAUCAGUGGCAUUGGGGACCGCUAUCUGCAGCGGCUGCACUACCACAGCGUGCAAGAACAAAUUCUGUCGCUGGAGCCGGACACGAUCAUUUGCCCUCGCUUUGAUGUGCAGCAAAGAAACGUGUCCACCGUAGCAGAAGAGAAAAUGUUCAAUUUUCGCUUCCGUGGAGGGGAGGGCGAGUUCAUUCGAAGCUUGGAAAGUGGACACACGGUCCGGACCAGUGUGGCAAGUCUGCUCUCUUCCAUGUCUUCCAAGAACGAUACGCCUGCCAAGUCGGAGGAACUCGGUUACCAAGGGCUCGGCUCCCAGCCACUUAGCGCUGCGACGCCCAUGGCGCGCCAUGCGAGAAAGGCUGCCGAAGGAGGUGACGGCGCAAAUACGCCGAGGCCGCUGGAAGGCACUUGGGACCAUGGCCUGGCUCUGCUCCGGUCCAUGCCUGCAGGGCGCAUGGAGCCGAGCAUCAUUCCCUGCUCAGCAGCCAUGAAAGCGUGUGGCCAGGCGGCGCGCUGGUCCGAGAUGCUGGAGCUCUUCUGUCACCGUGCAGUUUCCAUGGACAUCAUCGGCUGCGGGGUGGCCCUGGGCGGUCUCAAGUGCCGUUGGUUGGACGGGCUACAGCUUUUGGAGGCCAUGCGAUGCGAUGGAGGCCUGCCAGACCCGGAUCUCACCUGCUACACGCUGCUGCUGGAUGCUGUCAGCUGGACCUUUCCCUUGGAGCUGCUGGACUUGGCGCAACGACGAGGUUGUGAACUGGACCGAGUGGCACUGAACGCAGCAGCAUCUGCAGUGUCAGCAGAGUGGCACCUGGUUUUGCAGCAACUGGCUGACCUUGAGAACUGUGCAUGGCCUCGGCGUCAGGAUGCCAUCACCUCCUACAACAUCUUGAUCCACUCCCUGGCGCAGCACUGGCGCCGGGCUACGACGAAAGUGGUGGAGAUGACGUGCCGAUCGCUGCAGAUGGACCAGCUGAGUUUCGGAUCGCUGGCCGAUGCAUUCCAGAAGUCGCUGCAAUGGUCCCAGGCCCUCCAUCUUUUCAGCGUGGCGGACAGCACCAAGGUGCUGGUGAGCAGUGUGGCAGGGGCUUUUCCAACGGAUCACUGGAGGAUGGGGCUGGAACUCAUGGAGAAAGUGAGACCAGACACCACUCUGGCGCGACUGCUGUUGAUACAAAGUGCCCCUGCAGGGCCCGCCCAAACGCUUCGCCUCUUGCGUCAUCUGGGCGGCUCGGCAUCGGUCCCCGCUUUGCUGCCUGCGGCCCUGGGUGCGCUGGCGAAGCAACGGGCCACGCAGGAAGCCAUGACCCUGGUGGACGAUGCGGUUGGUAGACGCGUCAGGCUAGACGUGGCUUCCUUCAGCUGCCUCAUUAGCUUGGCGUCAGGCUAUCCCAGCCAGACCCAGGCGUUGCAGUGGCUGCAGACCAUGCGGCUGCAACACAUUGAGCCGGACGAGCAAGCCUUUGUGGCUGCGCUGAAUGUUUGCCGUGCCUGGCCCUGGGCCUUGCAGUUGUGUUGUGACAUGGCCAAGCAUCAGGUCCAGCGUGGCAGUUACACCUCGACGAGCUGCUUGAGCAGACUGGAGAGCGCUCGGCGCUGGCGGGAGGCGCUGUCAAUGCAGGUGCCACAAAGCAGCAAUGCCUUCAAUGCUUUGCUGGCGGCCUGCGAAAAGGGCUAUGCCUGGCACACCGCGCUGGCUCUCUGGGAGCGGCGGCUUUCCAGCACCAGCUUCGGGGCGAACGACGAAGCGCGUUCGAAGCGCGUGGGGCGCAACAGUUUGACCUCCGCACUCAGCGUGGUGGCCUUGUGGCGCCGUGCCGUGCAAAGCUUCAGCAACCGCGCUGCAGGCGCUGCAGGCGCUGCAGGCGCUGCAGGCGCUGCAGGCGCUGCACCUGACGUGGUUGUGGAUGGCUUGCCAUUGCAGCCAUAUAGCUGGCCUAGAGCCUUGCAAGUGGCGGAGGUCAUGCGCCAAGCCACCGUGAGGUCCAACGAUACAUUCCUAGCCACCUUAGUGGGCCGUUGCAAGGUGGCCUGGCAUGUUGUCCUUCAGCUACUCGGCCAACAGCUGACCUCCUUGGUGGCCGCCACCACUGCCCUGGAUGCUGCACCCUCGGUCUCGCUGGCAGCCUCCACCUGUCGGUUGGUGCGGCAGCAGCUGGGGGUGGAGGAUUGGACACAAGUCCUGGCAGCUGCAGAGGUGCUGGUUGCCACAGACCAGUGGAGGGAAGAUCUCUUGCUACCCUUCCGCGCGAGGGUUUCUGGGCCGCCCAUGGUGAGCUUGCGGAAGUUGAAGGAGGGCGAAGGGAAGAGAGAGCUCCAGGUGGAAGGCUUGCAGGGCCGCUUCAACCUGGGCCCCUGCACCUCAGAAACCCUGGGGCACCUGGGACUUAGUCAUGGCCGCGAGCCAUGGCAGGGUGCUGCCCGGAGAUCUGUCAGGCCGUGGUCUGAGGGCAGUAGGGAAGCGGAGCCUUCGGCUCUGCUGGUGAUGGCAUGGAGUCAGCUAGUGCUGAGGACUCGUGCUGCUUCUUGGCUUCUGGAAGGCACGUGGCUCACCGGGGCCAGUGCGAAGCCCGCCGCUGCCGACAACACUGGCGUUUUGACGCCCGUGUUCGCCGACCACGACCGUUCCAGCCAUGCGGAACGGUGGGCGCUGUUGGCUGUGCUGCGCAUGCUGGACAAAAGGGUCAUUGAAAGGGUCCCCAGGGUUUUCGAGGCAUCCGCCAUCUUUACCGGCGUUUCCACCAGGUCAUGGCCUGCAGAUGCCACACCAGAAGACAUAGCCAAGCGUUGCCAAGAGCAGCUGGAGUUGGCUUACCGGGCAGCCAAGGAGGAAUUGGCGCAGUGGAGCGGACCAUAUUGCAUGGAAGCAGGCAGGCGGACCGAUCGACCGAUGCUGGGCGUCGAUUUCCGGGAUCUCUACUACUACAACGAGAGCACCGGGGAGUCCACUUGGGUGGACCCACGCGCUGCGCUGCAGUUUGAUUUGCAGCAGCGGCGGCAACUGACCUACCUCUGUCUGACACUCUACCGACCAUGCCAGUCGAGCCUCAGUGGGCAUGCCAUGUUGCCCUUCUGCUGCUGCGAGGCUUCCCCCAAGGUCUCCGCCCCAGGCUUCCACCCGCAGCCAGUGCCAGCAACGGCGCGCAGCCGCGCGUCGUCGGUGCCCCUGAUGGGGAGGAAGAGGAGCCUGCUGGUUGGCAUCAACUACUUCGGCUCCGAGAACGAGCUGCACGGAUGUGUGGCAGACGUGCAUCGCAUGCUGGAUCUACUGAACCGCUUCGGUUUUCCCGAGGAUGAACGAAGUCGUCGCGUCCUCGUGGAUUCCCCGCAAUGGCCCAAGCACCUGCAGCCAACGCUGGAGAACAUGAGGGAGGGCAUCGCGUGGCUGGUGGCCGAUGCUCAGCCGGGCGACUGUUUGCUGUUCCACUACUCGGGGCACGGGGGCCGCAUGCCGCGCUCCGACGGUAGCCCCAGUGAAUGGCACGAGACGCUUUGCCCAGUGGACAUGGAGACUGAAGGAAUGCUCUUGGACAGUGAGCUCUUUCGCAGCCUUGUGCGACCUUUGCCCGCUGGAUGUCGGCUCACAUGUAUCCUGGACAGCUGCCACUCUGGAGGAGUCUUAGACUUGCCAUUUCUCUUCGUGGGUACACAGGAGAACUUGGCCUCUGCAUUAGCUGGAGAGGCGGUUCAGAUGGCCAUGGCUCGGAACUGGUUGGCCGAUUGGCAAUCCUGGCAGGACGACAAAGAUCCAGACACGCUCCUGUCCGACGUGGCGGGCAUGGGGAUGGACCUGUGGGGUCUCUACAACCGCUACCAGCCCGGCGACGCCAACGGCUUCCGCAGCGACGAGGAAGAGAACCAGGGCCAAGCGGCGGCGGGGGUCCUGGCCUUCACGGGCUGCGCCUCGGAGCAGACCAGUGCUGAUGUGGGCGACGUGAACCAACAGUUCCAGCUGCAGCGCGUGGGCGACGCAGGAGGGCACCUGCUGUUGGAAAGCACCAGUAGAGCAGGAGGCGCCUUAACUUCCGCCUUCGUGGAAGCCAUGCUCAGCUUGCUGCAGGGCAAGGAGAUGUCGUUUGUGGAACUGCUGGAGCACUUGCGGCAAAGGCUGUCCGAAGGAGGUUUCAGUCAAGUGCCACAACUGGCGUCCAGUUUGGUUUUGGACCUUCAUGAGCCAUUUUCCCUGGACGCAGCGCUGCUGCCGCCCUGCUCUGACGCAGGAAGCAAGGCCGUCGCGGGAACGACGUCGAGAGGGGCGCCCCAGGGAACAGAGGGCGGCUUCACUGAGCUGAUGGCUGCGGCCAACGGCUUCUUUGCAGCGGAGGUGGUGGAAGAAGCCGUGGAUUUGGUGGAGGAAGCAGGUGAUAUGUUCUUUGAGGACGGACAAGACGACUGGUAG
Messenger RNA from Cladocopium goreaui, 5331 nucleotides. The record is from the annotation of a GenBank genome assembly. NCBI's taxonomy places the organism in Eukaryota, Dinophyceae, Suessiales, Symbiodiniaceae.